GUACAUAUUUUAUAUAUAAUAUAAUAUAAUAUAUAUUAAUAAUAUUAUAUAGCAUUAUAUACCAUAUUAUACAUAUAAUAUAUACAGUAAUAUAGUAAAAAUAUACUGCUAUUUCUAUUAUACCUUUACGGAAGGCAACGGGGAGGUAGACGAGAUGGCAGAGGAAGACAACGAGGGGAGGAGGAGGAGGAGGAAGACGAUGUUGAGGACAAGGAGAUGGCGGGCGAAGAUGACUUGGGGGAGGACCGGGUGGAAGAUGGCGACGGGAAGGUGGGGCAGAUGGAGGAGGGCAACGAUGGGGAGGAAUGACGAUGGGAAGGUGGAGACGAUGGAGAAGGGAACGUGGUGGAGGAUAUGGAGGUCGAAGACGACGACGAUGACUGGACGAUGACUGCGGGGGAAGAUGACUGUGGGAAGGAACGGGUGAAAGAUGACGACGGGAAGAUGGGGUUGAUGGUGGAGGGCGACGAUGGGGAGGAAAGACGACGAGAAGGUGGAGACAAUGGAGGAGGGAAGGUGGUGGAGGAUAUGGAGGUGGAAGACGACGACGAUGACGGGACGAUGACUGCAGGGAGGAGCGGGUGGAAGAUGGCGACGGGAAGGUGGGGCAGAUGGAGGAGGGCGACGAUGCAAAGGAAAAACGACAGGAAGGUGAAGACGAUGGAGGAGGGAAGGUGAUGGAGGAUAUAGAGGUAGAAGACGAUGACGAUCACAUACACACACACACACACACACACACACACAGCGGCGCCGGGGGGUAACGAGAGGGGGGGGUAAGACCUUCCCACCACGAUUUCGAAGGUUUCCCUUUCCCUCGACACUACCCCCUAACCCUGCUUUGGCCCCGACCCAUCCCCCCGCCCACCCUCCAACCCCUACGGGCGAAAUCAAGCCCGGGAAAUGGU
Chara braunii is the source of this 905-nucleotide messenger RNA. The record is from the annotation of a GenBank genome assembly. Lineage: Eukaryota; Viridiplantae; Streptophyta; Charophyceae; Charales; Characeae.